This is a messenger RNA of Aspergillus chevalieri, 261 nucleotides long. RefSeq lists its product as uncharacterized. NCBI's taxonomy places the organism in Eukaryota, Fungi, Ascomycota, Eurotiomycetes, Eurotiales, Aspergillaceae. The transcript has a single exon. The record is from RefSeq and is a predicted model, not a curated record. The coding region runs from base 1 to 261 and encodes 86 amino acids.
AUGGCCAUAACGGCAAACUGGCGCGUCCCAGAGUUCACAACCCGGAAGUGGGUUGAGGAGAAAGGCAACAAUGGAAUCGAGGCACCCCUGGACCAAGAAGUUAAAUUUUCGAAAAAGAAAGGCAGUUCGGAUGUUCGGGUGACGAGCGGACCACUGAUUAUCGAAUUUGAGCAUCUUUUGCUGCGCGUCAAAAGGAGCCCCCAAGAGGUCGAUAUCGACAUUGACGAUAAUGACCUGGAGGAUUGGGCGGACUAUGCGUAG